CGUCAAAAAAUUCUCAAUCGCAAACGUCAGUUGAGAGGUGUGCAAAGUGCAAAGAAAAGAAACAAGAAAAUUCAACUUCGAUUUGCGGUUCGUUCGUGAAGUUUGUUCGAUGUUCGUCAUUCGCCAAAAACGAACAAAAAUAUUUUUAUUUUGUUUUGCAUAAAUUUUAAGAAUACAAAUUCAUAACCCUCAAGAAUUCAAAUUAAAAGAAGUGAUUCCAUUUAUUUUUUAAAUAUAUCAUCAUGCCAUUGCCAUCGUCGUCGUCGUCUCGGUCGCCUUCGUCGUGCCCAUUUAAUGUAUCCUCAACCAAAAGAUCUUCCUCUGCCACCCAACUAAUGUGCUAUAAAAUAAUUAUUAAUAGCGAAAAAGAGUGUCAUGCGAUUCAAUUAAUGUUUUAAUUAUUUAAUCGUUGUGACUACACAGCGAUUUGAGUUUGUGUCUGCCUCUGCCUCUGGCUUUGGCUCUGUCUCUUCCUCUGCCUAGUGCGCUGCGUUGAACGUGGGAGGAAAAUAAAAUAAAAUUAAACUGAGGCAACUAUUUCUGUUGCCUAACAUAAAUACUAAGAAAAAACUAAUAACCUCCCGAAAAAUAAAACUCAAAAACUUCUACAAGCUACUCAAGGAUAAGCUUUUCAAAAGAUGUGUUGCUUUAAAUGGAAACAAAUGCAGUCACGUUUUUAUCUAAGAAGUUCUCCAUUUGGAAAGUAGAUGCCGGAUAGGAGCUUUCAAAAUGAGAAGGCGAAUUCCCUUACCACUUCCCAAUACUGGGUCCAUGUACAGACGAAGAAAUGCCUACUGCAUACGUGCUACAAUAACAAUUUUUGUACUUUUCAUUUUAUUGCAAAUACACGUAUCGUACUAUUCUGAAUCUAGAGAUCCAAUUGUGGGUGACCCUACGAAUGAUUCUACAGCAGCCAUAUUAUCAAUGGUUCCAUCGGUUUUUCAUAAAUUUCUCAAAGUGAAAACACGAAAUCAGACCCUUACUGCAGUGGGAAAUCACAACGGAACAACGCAAAAUCUUUACCUAGAAGUCUAUCAUCCACCAAAUAUAACAGAAAUUAAGCGAAUGAUUGCCAAAUACAAUGAACUACAAAUAGUUUUAAAUGAGGAUACUUUUGGUCCCCUUCAAAAUGAUUCUGUGAUAAUAGUGAUACAGGUUCACACGCGCAUCACAUACCUUCGCCAUUUAAUCGUGAGCUUAGCCCAAGCUCGUGAUAUUUCAAAAACUUUAUUAAUAUUCUCUCAUGAUUAUUAUGAUGAAGAUAUUAAUGAUUUGGUGCAAACAAUAGACUUUUGUAAAGUAAUGCAGAUAUUCUAUCCAUUUUCUAUACAAACACAUCCGCAUGAAUUUCCUGGUGUGGAUCCUGGUGACUGUCCGAGAGAUAUGAAAAGGGAUCAAGCAAUUAUUCGAAAAUGUAACAACGCAUUGCAUCCAGAUUUAUAUGGCCACUAUCGAGAGGCUCCAUUUACCCAAACAAAACACCACUGGUGGUGGAAGGCGAAUAGGGUAUUCGAUCAGUUGGAAGUUACACGCUUUCAUACUGGUUUGGUUUUGUUCCUAGAAGAAGAUCAUUACGUAGCGGAAGAUUUUCUCUAUCUGCUGGAAUUGAUGGAAAAACGGGCACAUGAUCUUUGCCCACAAUGCAAUAUUUUGUCAUUGGGAACGUACUUAAAAACCUUUAACUACUAUACAUACAAUAGCAAGACCAAUAAGAAAACCUAUAAUGGUCAGUAUUCUUCGCUAAUCGGUUCUAACAGUUUGUUAGGAUAUAGUUUCAAAGGCAAUAAUAUGAAUAAUAACAAAAAUAAUAUUGAUGUUAAGCAAAAACAUAACUCGAAUAAAAAUACUAAUAGUAACACUGAGCACAAAGGCAAAUCAAAUGGCUUGAAAAGUCACUAUGCCGAUGGUGAAUCAAAUGCACUAACGACUGAUAAAAGUACAGCACAACAAACUUGGAGCUAUCACGUCUUACCAUCAUUGUAUUCAGUUUAUCAGAAGGUUGAAGUGAUGCCAUGGAUCAGUAGCAAGCACAAUAUGGGCUUUGCCUUCAAUCGAAGCACAUGGCAUGGUAUACGAGUAUGUGCGAAGCAUUUUUGUUCGUAUGAUGAUUACAAUUGGGACUGGUCGCUGCAGCAUGUUUCGCAGCAAUGCUUGGUAAAGAAGUUACACGCUAUGAUAGUCAAAGGGCCUCGUGUAUUUCAUAUUGGUGAAUGUGGAGUUCAUCACAAAAAGAAAAACUGUGAAUCUAAUCAAGUGAUCUCAAAGGUGCAACAAGUACUUCGCAUCGCCCGGAAUGCUGGUCAAAUGUUUCCCAGAUCUCUAACACUGACAGUUGUUAGUUUAAUUAAGAAAACAAAGCUACGCAAAGGUAACGGCGGAUGGGGCGAUCUACGUGAUUUCCAACUUUGUAUGAAUACAACAAUUCCCACAAGAAAAAAUACUACGCAUAGAAACAUUAAAAUUAAAUAAAUGGUUAAAUAAACAAAUAUUUUAUAUUUACGUAAAAAAUCCUAGUCAUAGUUAAAAAAAAUAUUAUGUAAAUUAGAAUAAUAGUUAGUAAUUUGCUAAUAAAAAUUGUGUAU
Eupeodes corollae is the source of this 2582-nucleotide messenger RNA. It is a transcript of the gene Mgat2, whose product is annotated as alpha-1,6-mannosyl-glycoprotein 2-beta-N-acetylglucosaminyltransferase. The transcript is spliced from 12 exons. Gene Ontology annotation, biological process: oligosaccharide biosynthetic process; protein N-linked glycosylation. NCBI's taxonomy places the organism in Eukaryota, Metazoa, Arthropoda, Insecta, Diptera, Syrphidae. The coding region runs from base 730 to 2469 and encodes 579 amino acids. Gene Ontology annotation, cellular component: Golgi membrane; Golgi stack. The record is from RefSeq and is a predicted model, not a curated record. Gene Ontology annotation, molecular function: alpha-1,6-mannosylglycoprotein 2-beta-N-acetylglucosaminyltransferase activity.